Messenger RNA from Ictidomys tridecemlineatus (thirteen-lined ground squirrel), 1388 nucleotides. RefSeq names its product ARV1 fatty acid homeostasis modulator (gene Arv1). The record is from RefSeq and is a predicted model, not a curated record. NCBI's taxonomy places the organism in Eukaryota, Metazoa, Chordata, Mammalia, Rodentia, Sciuridae. Gene Ontology annotation, biological process: intracellular sterol transport; sphingolipid metabolic process; sterol metabolic process. Gene Ontology annotation, cellular component: Golgi apparatus; cortical endoplasmic reticulum.
GGGCGCAGCGGUCCGCGGCCGUCCAAGGGCUCGGGGGGCGCCGUCUUGGGCCCCUGCCGGUACCGCUGCAUCGAGUGCAACGAGGAGGCGCGGGAGCUGUACCGGGACUACCGCCACGGCGUUCUGAAGAUCACCAUCUGCAAAUCCUGCCAAAAACCUGUAGACAAAUACAUUGAGUAUGAUCCUGUUAUCAUCUUGAUCAAUGCUAUUUUGUGCAAAGCCCAGGCCUACAGACAUAUACUUUUCAAUACCAAAAUAAAUAUCCAUGGAAAACUCUGCAUGUUUUGCUUGCUUUGCGAAGCAUACCUGAGGUGGUGGCAGCUUCAAGAUUCAACACAGAACACUGCUCCUGAUGACUUGAUCAGAUACGCCAAAGAAUGGGACUUCUAUCGGAUGUUUGCCAUUGCUUCUUUAGAACAGACUGCCUUUUUCAUUGGCAUUUUUACUUUCCUGUGGGCAGAACGACCCAGGACAUCAAAGAGAAAGCCCCACUUUAUUUUGUUGCUUAAAGCGCUGCUGUUGUCAAGCUACGGGAAGCUCCUGCUGAUCCCGGCUGUCAUCUGGGAGCAUGACUACACUCCUCUGUGCCUCAAGCUCAUCAAAGUGUUUGUGCUGACAUCAAACUUCCAGGCGGUCAGAGUGGCCCUGAGCAUCAACCGGAAGCUGUCCCUGCUGGCCAUCCUGAGUGGCUUACUGCUGGAGAGCUCCACAGUGUGCCUCUUCCAGAGGCUGGAGUGGGACGUCAGCAGCGACUGCGCCAUCUAUAAGUCCCAGGACUUCUGAAGGUCUGCUCUCCAGCACCGCUGCGGCCCCAGGAGCCACACCGGGCGACUGCACUCCUGCUUACUGGUGCCUGCCCAUCCGCGGCAGCUGUGUUCCCAGGAUCUGCCUGGACCAACUCAAUGCUGGCAUUUUGUCCCAUUUCACAAGUGUUUCUACUUGUCACUGUCAGUAUGAUUCACAGUUGGGAAAGCCCUGUCCUGUGGUAUGUCAUUUCCCAUCUGCACCCAUGCUCCUGCUGCCCUGCCCUCUCUCGGGAUGCUCUGGGAGGCCCUGUGGCAGCCCCUCCCGGACUGUCAGCCGCACGUGCCUUUCCAGGACCCCUCCUCUGCCAUCUGUGGAAGGCAGGACCGAAGCCAAGCUCUGUCCUGAUGAGCAAGUGAAGCAAAGAUAAAAGGCGGAGAUGUGGAGUAGAAGCCCUCGUACCCCAGCCCACCGGCCAAAAGGUCUACUCCUGAGCCCCACACAGGGCAAGGUUUCAUCCCUUGGAGUGGUCAUGUCUUUUCAAUUGAAAGUUAAGUUACUGGCUUAAAAUGAUGAUAUUUUGUGUUUUUGAAACAGCAGAAACACUUUCCUCUUAAUAAAGUCUUUCAACUGAAUUUUUAAAA